This is a messenger RNA of Pochonia chlamydosporia 170, 1479 nucleotides long. Its product is annotated as flavin-binding monooxygenase. Gene Ontology annotation, molecular function: N,N-dimethylaniline monooxygenase activity; NADP binding; flavin adenine dinucleotide binding. NCBI's taxonomy places the organism in Eukaryota, Fungi, Ascomycota, Sordariomycetes, Hypocreales, Clavicipitaceae. Bases 1 to 1479 code for a protein of 492 amino acids. The transcript has a single exon. The record is from RefSeq and is a predicted model, not a curated record.
AUGUCAGAUAUAGCAGAACAUCACGACCUCGUCAUUCUGGGCGCCGGCCUCUCAGGCAUAAACACUGCCCACGUCGUGCGCCAACAACUCCCCCAUCGCCAACUCACCAUCCUCGAAGGCCGAUCCGUCAUAGGCGGAACAUGGAACUUUUUCAAAUUCCCCGGCUUCAGAUCUGAUUCGUACAUGACAACCUUUGGAUUCAGAUGGCACCCCUGGCCGCACACGCACAAGAUUGCGUCGGCCAAAGAAAUCGUCGCAUACAUUGAAGACGCGGCCAAAAAGGACGGCACGUACGACCAAAUCCGCUUCAAUCACCAAGUCACUGACGCGGAGUGGCGCGACGAGGAAAACUUUUGGCGAUUGACGGUCCAGCAUGGCGGCAAGACGAAGAUCCUGGCUGCGAACUUUGUCUUUGGCUGCACAGGGUACUACGCCUACGACCAGGCCAUGCCGGCUGCGAUUCCUGGGAUUGAAAGCUUCGAAGGGACGGUGGCGCAUCCGCAGUGGUGGCCGGAGGAUCUGGACUGUACCAGCAAGCGCGUGGUGCUUAUCGGGUCUGGCGCAACGGCGUAUACGAUUGUGCCUGCGCUGGCUGAUAAAGUCGCACGGUUGACCAUGGUGCAGAGGAGUCCAAGUUAUGCGGCGGCCAUUCCGAGGACAUCGUGGGUGGACACGUUUCUGCGGAUGAUACUGCCUAUUAGUCUUGCGCACUGGAUUUGCUGGUGGAAGGAUAUUGCGUAUGAGAUGUUUAUCACGCAGUUCAUGGUUCACUUUCCUGGUAUUGCCAAAUUUGCGUUGCGUCUGAACACGAAGAAUGCUUUGCCAAAGGACUGCGACGUGGACGUACACUUUAAUCCGCGGUAUAACCCACUUCAACAGCGGCUGUGCCUCUGCCCGGAUGGCGAUUUCUUCCAGGUCAUGCACCAGGAUAAUAUUGAGCUUGUCACCGAUGUGAUUGACAGGGUUACCCGGGACGGUGUAUUGCUCAAGUCAGGCCGUAAGCUCGAUGCGGAUGUUAUCAUUACGGCGACAGGACUUUACUUUCAAGUAAUGAGCGGGAUAGCUGCCAAGGUGAACGGGGUGAGAAUUGAGCCCGGUUCUCACUAUACCUGGCGAGGAACGAUGCUGGAUUCGCUCCCGAACAUGGGCUACGUCCUGGGGUAUGUUUUGCAGUCGUGGACUCCUGGUGCGGAGGCCAUUGCCAAGCUUCUUGUUCGCGUCAUCAAGACCAUGGAGGAGAAGAAGGCUGCCAAGGCUAUGCCUGUCUUGGAGUAUAGGAAGGACAUGCCGAGGAAGUUGGCCGUCGACAUGAACAGCAACUACUUUGUCAAGGCUGCGGAUAGAAUUCCCAAGGUCACUGGGGAGGAUCCUUGGUAUGGGCGUACACACUGGAUCCGUGACAUGUGGAGCGUUUUGUUCGGAGACAUUGGCAAGGGGCUAGAAUUUAGCGGCGUACAGCAGGAUAAGAAGCAUCUGUGA